UAAGUACGACAUUGUCCAAAACUGUCAACCGGGAAGACCCUUGUGAAUAGGUAAUAUUGAAAAAUGGUCGCAUCAAAAUUGUUGAAUGUUUGUAAAUAUUUACAAAUCAAUGAGACUAGAUAUCUAUGUUCGUUACCAAGAAUUCUGACGCAAUUCAAUUAUGAGCCGUCAGCCAUUGAUCACAGCGAAAAAAAAUACUGUUCAGUAAUUGUGCCGAGAAAAACUCUGUCCCAGUGUUCUGGGCCAUUCCGUCAGUACUCCACUGGGCUCGGCCUUCCCGAGGAGGAGCGAGACUGGCGUGACGUCAUCUCGGAAGCGGAACAGAUCGUGGGCUAUCCCACCUCGUACCUGAACCUGCGGUGGCUGUUUAACGACGAGAUCGCCAGUACUGCCAUACAUUUGAGGAAAUUGGUCGGCACCAACCAUCCCGUACUAAAAUCAGCCAAGAACCUCUUAGUUGGAUCGAAAAGCAACUUACAAUCCGUUGGUCUGGUCAUCCUACUGGUGUCCAAGGCCGCUGGCUUCAACACCCGGGACUUUACUGGCGACCACUAUGACUCGGGGGUGCUCCACGCUCAGCGGGCGCUGGCCGAGAUCGUUGAGAUGAAGAGGACUGGACAUAUGAUACACAAGGCUAUGGUGAACCUUCAGGAUAAGAACAAACAUGGCGACAAGUUCGGUGAUCUACUGUAUGGGAACAAGAUUGUGUUGUUGACAGGUGACUACCUGCUGGCGACUUGCCUGCAGCACCUCGGCGGCUUGCACAACAACGAGGUGACGGAGCUGAUCUCCACCGGCCUCAGAGACCUAGUCGAGAGUGACUCCAUCGGGGAGCACGAUCAGGACAACAACCCCAUGCCGACACAGCCCAAAGGUGACGACCGCCCAAGAGUGUACGACUGGGAAAACGAGGAUAAUCUUCAGACGCUCGGCUCAAACGAGUUCCUUGGUCACGGGAAACAAGAGUGGGUUCUCCGUACCAUGCUUACGUCUGGCAGUAUCCUGGGAAAAGGCUGCCAGGGAGCCAUGAAGCUCGCCCGCCGCGGUACCGAAAUGGAGAAAGAGGCCUACAAGCUCGGCGGCCAUCUUGCGUUGCUAUGGCAACUGUACCUGGACGUUAAGGACUUCUUCACCCACCCCUACUCCUACUCUCUCGUCGGCGCUCCAGUGACGAUCGCUCUUUGGGAGUAUCCACAAAUUUACGGCCAUAUCUUAGAGUCGAGGAUAGAAAAACAGCCGAUAAAUUUUAAGCAGUUGUAUUACGCGGUGCGAGCGACGCGGGCCAUGGACUACUUGACUGUUGUGUUGGAUGAGGAGCUGGCGGCCGUCAUCAAGCACAGCGAGAACUUCCCCGUGGAGGACGCGCGCUCGGCGCUGCAGAAGAUGGCCGUCACUAUUCACUCGGAGUCCCUUCAGUAUAUUGAGAAGUGAAUAAAGGUAUUUAUGUUCUAG
Messenger RNA from Trichoplusia ni (cabbage looper), 1452 nucleotides. RefSeq names its product decaprenyl-diphosphate synthase subunit 2-like. Gene Ontology annotation, molecular function: prenyltransferase activity. Bases 64 to 1431 code for a protein of 455 amino acids. Gene Ontology annotation, cellular component: mitochondrion; transferase complex. The record is from RefSeq and is a predicted model, not a curated record. Gene Ontology annotation, biological process: isoprenoid biosynthetic process; ubiquinone biosynthetic process. The transcript is spliced from 5 exons. NCBI's taxonomy places the organism in Eukaryota, Metazoa, Arthropoda, Insecta, Lepidoptera, Noctuidae.